Messenger RNA from Leptidea sinapis, 1363 nucleotides. It is a transcript of the gene shv, whose product is annotated as dnaJ homolog shv. NCBI's taxonomy places the organism in Eukaryota, Metazoa, Arthropoda, Insecta, Lepidoptera, Pieridae. The transcript has 5 exons. The record is from RefSeq and is a predicted model, not a curated record. Gene Ontology annotation, molecular function: misfolded protein binding. Gene Ontology annotation, cellular component: endoplasmic reticulum. Gene Ontology annotation, biological process: protein maturation; protein folding. The coding region runs from base 137 to 1192 and encodes 351 amino acids.
AUAUAAAAAUAUAACAUGUUGGAAUAAAAUAAUGUUGUCGUUUUUAGUGAUAAAGAGAUCUAGAUUUUUAUGAAAGGAUAAUGUAAAAAAUUAACCAAAUAAAUUAGUGAAAAGUGUAAUCAAUUAUUUAGCAAAAAUGUUACUUAGUUCUCUAUUUAUGUUUCUCGCAUUUUUUACAUCAAAUCUAAUAGCAGCCGGUCGAGACUUUUAUCAAAUUCUCGGUGUUACACGAUCGGCUAGUAAAAAUGAUAUAAAAAAAGCUUAUAGGAAAUUAGCCAAAGAACUUCAUCCCGACAAAAAUCAAGAUGACCCGGAUGCCUCUCAAAAGUUCCAGGAUCUUGGAGCUGCAUACGAAGCACUGUCAGAUCCAGAGAAAAGAGAAUUAUAUGACAGAUGUGGUGAAGAAUGUUUGAAGAAGGAUGGUAUGAUGAAUAAUAAUGACCCAUUUGCUAGCUUUUUUGGUGAUUUUGGAUUUCACUUUGGUGGAGAACCACAACACCAUGAGACUCCAAGAGGGGCGGAUGUUGUGAUGGUAUUAACUGUUUCACUAGAGGAAAUAUAUAACGGAAAUUUUAUAGAGAUAACUCGUAAUAAGCCUGUCUUAAAACCGGCCUCUGGAACCCGCAAGUGUAAUUGUAGGCAAGAGAUGGUGACAAGGAAUUUAGGGCCGGGCCGCUUCCAAAUGAUUCAACAAACAGUCUGUGAUGAAUGUCCUAAUGUUAAGCUUGUAAAUGAAGAGAGGCUUCUUGAAAUAGAAGUUGAAGUUGGUGCUCCAGAUAACCAUAAAACAAGGCUGCGAGGUGAAGGUGAACCACACAUGGAUGGGGAACCUGGUGAUUUAGUAAUUGUUUUUAAUACAGAGAGGCAUUCACAGUUUACCAGACGUGGUGAUGACCUCUAUACAAAUGUUACAAUAUCAUUACAGGAUGCUCUGUCAGGUUUUACAUUAGAGUUGACCCAUCUAGACGGCCACAAAGUGACAGUUUCAAGAGAUAAAGUAACAUGGGCUGGAGCUAGGGUUCGAAAGAAGGGUGAAGGCAUGCCCAACUUUGAGAAUAAUAACUUGCAUGGAAACUUGUACGUCACUUUUGAUAUAGAAUUCCCCAAGCAAGACUUUACUGAUGAUGAGAAGCAAGCCUUGCAGAAAAUACUAAAGCAGUCAUCUAUCAAUAAAGUGUACAAUGGCCUCUAGUAAAUGAAUUCAAUUCUUAUUUAUUGAACUAGUUUUUAUUGUGUGUGUGAUAAUAAUUCUUCUUGUAAAUGAAAACAAAAUGUGAGAUUGCCUGUGAGAGUGUCGGUCAUUAUAAUAUUCCACCAUGGAUAAUUUGAUUUUGUAUCUAAGAAUAAAACAACAUCUUGAUAA